Molecule: messenger RNA, 2754 nt
Organism: Nothoprocta perdicaria
Lineage: Eukaryota; Metazoa; Chordata; Aves; Tinamiformes; Tinamidae
Gene: MKS1
Product: Meckel syndrome, type 1
Exons: 15
Coding region: 251-1525 (424 amino acids)
Biological process (GO): cilium assembly
Cellular component (GO): MKS complex
Source: RefSeq, a predicted model, not a curated record
AAGGGCAGCGCUCGCACUUCAUCUGUGGUGCUCUCAGUUUGAGGUGGAUCUCUACCAAAAUGAGUCAGCCUGCCAGACUCCCCUGGACCGGCAGUACCACCAGGAGAUCCAGAAGUUGGAGAAGGCUGGAGGUCGGAAGAACUACCGCAUCUUCACGUACACUGAUCAUGACAGAUUCACCAACCUGGAGGAGCACUGCCAGAAAGUCACUGAUGCAGAUGAUGAGGUGCCAUCGUAUCUGGCACAGAGGAUGGCCACAGUGAGGAGGAGAAGACAAGACCGUAGGCCCAUAGAAGGGAGUUCUCUGAAGUCGAAAGUCAUCACCUGGGAGCCCUCGGAAGAAUUCAUAAAGAACAAUCAUGUGAUUAACACUCCAGUUCAGACCAUGUACAUCAUGGGGGACUUGGGUCCGUAUGGGAAGCUUGGGCACAGGGAAUAUGAGCAUGUGCUUUGCACUAUCAAGGUGGACAGCAAUGGUGUGAUCACAGUGAAGCCUGACUUUACUGGCACAAAAGGAGCCUACCGAAUUGAGCUGGAUGGAGAGAAGCGAGAGCUGUGGACGUACACCAUUGAGAACGCGUCUGCCCAAGUGCAGCAGGAGGACGCGGAGCGGGAGCAGCGUGUCUUCAGAGAUCUGUAUAGUCGGCACAAAGAAUAUCUCAGCAGCCUUGUAGGCUCAGAAUUUGAAAUGCCACUUCCUGGUGCACUGCGGCUGUUUGUGAAUGGGGAAAUAGUUUCAGCUCAAGGCUAUGAGUAUGACAACCUCUAUGUUCAUUUCUUUCUGGAGCUGCCUAAAUGCUGGUCGAGCCCGGUGCUCCAGCAGCUCUCAGGAGUGACCCAGACCUGUGCCACCAAGAAAGUGGACAGGGAUAAUGUGGCAUAUUUCUGCUACCUCUUCACUUUGGAGAUGUUCUUCAGCCAAGAAGAUGAAUCAGAAGACUCUUUCCCUCAGUGGCCCGUCCUUUAUUUUGAGGUUCUAUCCGUGGAUUUUUGGCAGAGGUAUCGUGUUGAAGGAUACGGCUCUUUAGUGCUGCCCAGCUCUCCAGGACUGCACACGUUGACCAUCCCCACCUGGCGCCCUGUGGAGUUGGGGACAGUCUCGGAGCUGAGAAGAUUUUUCAUUGGUGGAUCUCCUGAGUUGGAGGACUUAACCUACGUCAGGACACCCACAGCCUUCAAGGGAGAGCGUCUGAGCCGCCUUGGCUUUCGCACAAAGACCACAGGGAGCGUCACCUUCCGGCUUCACUGCCUGCAGCAGUCCAAAGCUUUUCUGGAAACCAGCGCCCUGAGACAGCGCAUGCAGAGUGUGCUGGACCGGCUUGGAGGCCUCAGUCAGCAGAGUUCUGUCUACAGCGUUUUGGAGGCCUUCCAGAGAGCGCGGCGCCGGAUGCAGGAGGCGCGCGGGAGCCUGUCCCAGGACCUCAUGGGCACCGCGGCCGCCGCUUGGCACCAGCGCCGGGAACCGGGACCGCCCCCUCGGCUGCCUCCAGCCUGUGAGCGCCCAGCGUCUUCUCCCUGCUCGUGAAGGGCGAGAGGAGGCACGGGGCUCUGCCUGGAGGAUUUCCAGCCCUUCCUUUGCUGCUUCCCUAGGAGUCUGCAACACAUCUCCAGUAUCUUUGCGUUUCCAUGGAUUUGCGUCUCCAUCAUUUCAAGGCAUUUUGUUGCCAUUCCAUAAUGGCACAGAUCAUUGUUGACACUUCUGUUGGACAAACUAAAGCACCAAAAUUGCACCUCUGAACCUAACACCUUUUCAAAUAUUGAAUAGCAAAUUAUUAUAAAAGUCUCAAGUCUACACUGACUUGGAAAAUUUGCUUUUCUUCUUAAAGAAGAGAGUGAUUUUGAAGGUCAAGAGAUGAAUGCUGUUUACAGCUUAAUGGAAUGAGUUGAUAACUGAGAAUGGUUAUCAGCAUGGUUAGAUAACUGAGAAUGGUUAUCAGGUGCAGCUCAGUCAUCAGUAAAAUCAAUCUGUCCACCUUUUCCUUAAGACUGACUCAUUUCUAGAGAACUCUUUGUCACUCUGUAAUGUAUGAAAUGAAAACAAAGGAAUGAUACACAGCCUAAUUCACARCUUGGGAAAACAGUUAAAUUCUGUAUUCCCCUGUAUGUUCCCGUGAAGCUCCUGGGUUCUUGCAUCUCUGCAGUUAUCAGUAGAAGGAACCUUUGUUUGAGGAUGCCACUGAAGAACACACAUUCCCCUCACAUUAUAGCAGAACUUCACCUGUGUGAUUUGCAAAGAGCCAAAGCAGAUUGUAACAUUUGCACAGCAACUGAACUUUGAGCUAUCUCUGUUCAUUGUUCCAUUUCUGAUUGCAGUAGGCUGUGUUGCUUCCUGGGGAAGUGUUUGUCUAGUUUGGCUCUGUUUCUUCUCCUGUUCUUUUCUCAGUCUCCUUUUUUUCCCCUGUUUUUGUUCCUCUCAAGUUCAGAGGUGUGAGGGUAGCUGCAGACUGGCAGCGCUGCACUGAUUUGUACAUGAGUCAUGUUUUCAUGUGUUCUUCUCCACCCCCAGCAUAAGGGGUAGGAAGGAAAACCUCUGGCUGAGAUCAUGCAGACCUGAAUAUGUCCGUAAAAUUAGAACUCAAGGGCAGAAUCUGAAGCGGGGGUUGUUCUCCCUUCCCCUACACUUUUCCUCUUUGCUAGGAGUGUGAGAAGGAGGGUUGCAGCCAUGUUAAACAUCCCGCUCCCCCCUGGUUUGUUGUUGGCUCAGCCCCUUCUUGCCAUUUGGAUCUUGUCCGAGCCUUCGCUGGAAGACCUGGA